Messenger RNA from Maudiozyma barnettii, 1236 nucleotides. It is a transcript of the gene SMK1, whose product is annotated as mitogen-activated protein kinase SMK1. Gene Ontology annotation, biological process: protein phosphorylation; intracellular signal transduction. The record is from RefSeq and is a predicted model, not a curated record. Gene Ontology annotation, molecular function: ATP binding; protein serine/threonine kinase activity. Bases 1 to 1236 code for a protein of 411 amino acids. The transcript has a single exon. Lineage: Eukaryota; Fungi; Ascomycota; Saccharomycetes; Saccharomycetales; Saccharomycetaceae. Gene Ontology annotation, cellular component: nucleus; cytoplasm.
AUGGCCAAUUCAUUACCUCUCCAUAAUAAUCAAUCUUUGCUAAAUCAAAGGUUAUCCAAUGAUGGAGGGUAUAGUAGCAAAAAAUCAACCCCAAGUACUACAACUUCAAAUCAGGAGAGAGAUGAUGUGGAACAAAGAAAUGUAUAUGUGAAUGGUUCGAUUCAGUUUUCUCUUCCAAGUAAAUAUGCUGCUAUCCAAGUUUUGGGUAAAGGGUCCUAUGGCACUGUCUGUUCUGCAAGAGAUUUGACUGCUAAAAAAACAAUUGGCAAUAAAGAACCUCUUUUGGCAAUUAAAAAGAUAACCAAUAUUUUGACAAGAGAAAUACUUUUGAAAAGAUCCAUAAGAGAAUUGAAAUUCAUGACUUUUUUCCAAGGUCAUAAGAAUAUUGUCAAUCUAAUUGAUGUUGAGUUAAUUUUGGAGAAACCUUAUGAUGGGUUGUAUUGUUACCAAGAAUUAAUAGAUUAUGAUUUAUCCAAAGUGAUUCAUUCCUCCGUUCAAUUAACCGAAUUUCAUAUCAGAUACUUUACUUAUCAGAUUUUUUGUGGAUUAAAAUAUAUUCAUAGUGCAGGUGUCAUACAUCGGGAUUUGAAACCUGGCAAUAUUCUAUGUACAGUUAAUGGAUGUCUGAAGAUAUGUGAUUUUGGUCUAGCAAGAGGUAUCGAACAGAUAGAGGUGACAAAAUUUCAACAACAAGAUAUAACAAACUAUGUUGCGACGAGAUGGUAUAGAGCCCCUGAGAUUAUUCUAUCUAGAAAACCAUAUGAUAAAUCCAUUGAUAUGUGGGCUGUCGGAUGCAUUUUAGCAGAAUUUUAUAAUAGAAAACCAAUAUUUAUGGGAAAUGACUCUAUGCACCAGAUUUAUGAGGUGAUUAAGAUUUUAGGAUAUCCACCAAGUCACCUGUUGGUUAGUUUUGGCUCAGUUAAAGCAUGGAAUCUAGUAAAUAAUAAUUCGUUUAAUAAUUCAGAUAAGAAAGAUUGGGAUACUAUCCUUCCCGGUGUCUCAAUAGAGGCCAUCAGUUUAUUGGACCAACUUCUUUGUUGGGAACCAGAUAAACGUAUCAGUGUUGUCGAUGCAUUAGAUCACAAAUUUGUUGAUAAUGUAAGGCGGAAUAAUGAUGAGCCAGUUUGUCCCCAUGGAAUAUUUGAUUUUUCCUAUGAAUCAGAAUUAAAAUCAAUGAACAACCUAAAGGAUUAUUUAAUCAAAGAUAUAUCCCUAUUCAAGAUCAACCGUAAGUAG